Rana temporaria (common frog) is the source of this 2547-nucleotide messenger RNA. Its product is annotated as CSC1-like protein 1. Bases 1 to 2547 code for a protein of 848 amino acids. The record is from RefSeq and is a predicted model, not a curated record. Gene Ontology annotation, molecular function: calcium-activated cation channel activity; nucleic acid binding. The transcript has 2 exons. Lineage: Eukaryota; Metazoa; Chordata; Amphibia; Anura; Ranidae. Gene Ontology annotation, cellular component: plasma membrane.
AUGCUGCUUCAUCAAAAUUUACAACGCUUUAUUGAUGACCAAAAGUGGCUAAGACAGAACAUUACACAAUGUUCUUUUAACCGUAUAAACAGCUCAAAGCUGGAUUAUAUGGGAUUUUUGGGAAUUGUUGCCGUGGCAAUUCUAUCAGUUAUCCUUUUCAUUGUCUUACUGCUGGUUUUCUUACGGAUUCGAAAGGUGUGGAACUUUGGCUGUGUGGCUUGGGUGUAUGAUGCUGACAACUCCAUGAAUGGCACAUACCAGGUGCCCUAUGGUUUUAACAAGAAACCUCAUCAAGACCAGGGCUUUUUCUCAUGGAUCUCAGCUGUCUUUCACUUGAAAUAUAGCGACAUCUAUAAACGAUGCGGUCAGGAUGCCCAACAUUAUUUGUCCUUUCAAAGACACCUAAUUUACUUUCUUGCUGUUGCCAGCAUCAUCUCGCCAUGUGUGCUGAUACCUCUCAACAUGAUGGGGACUGCAUCCACGGGAAAAGGACUUUUUAUAAAGACAACAAUGGCAAAUAUACGAGAACGAGAUGAAUUCUUGUGGCCCCAUUUUAUAAUGGGGCUCAUUCUAUCAGGUUGUAUGAUAGGCUUCAUAAGAAAACACUCAUCCUCCAUACAUGAGGAUGAGGAUGAGGUAAAUCACAUGGUUUUUAUUCAUAGACUACCACAAAAUGCAGAUAAGGAAACUAUCAAGAAGCACUUCAAUGAAGCCUAUCCUUCCUGUAAAGUGGAGAGAAUUCAUAUGUGCAGGGAUGAAUAUAAAAAAGAACUAAAAGACACCUGCCAGUCACAUAUUGGAUCAGCCUAUGUGACAUUUUCUAACAACACAAUGGUCAACUUGAUUCUUAAAGACUUUAAUGCCAUUUCAUAUUACAGAAGACCCCAAUCAAGCGUAAGUGACCAGCUGAAAAUCUCCCACUGGUCUGUGCCUCGUGCACACUACCCAGAAGACAUAUUAUGGAAAAACAUGUCUGUUUGUGGCUGGAAGUGGUGGGCUCGAUACCUGUGUAUUAAUGGAUUGCUUUUUACCCUGCUAUUAUACCUGACAACUCCAGAAAUGAUUGUCACUAAUCUGGACAUGUGGAAAAUAACAAAACCGUUCUAUUUUUUGGAUAAGGUUCUCAAAUAUUUCCCAGCUUUGUCACUGUGGAUAUUUUCUGUAAUACUUAAGUCCAUGGUUCUUUUGUCCACUCCAUAUGAGGCACAUUGGUUUAAAUCUACGGAGAACAGAAUGAUAAUGUACAAAAUGUUCUCCUACCUAAUUUUUAUAGUCCUCAUAGCACCAUCACUGGGCCUCAACAGCUUAUAUGCAUUCUUUGAGUGGUUGUUUACAGAACUGCCAGAUCCUAAGAAUGAGGCCAGACUGGAAUGUCUAUUUUGGCCUAGCCGAGGAGCCGUUGUUAUCCAUUAUGUGAUCAUUGCCACUUUUGUUGGCAAUGCAAUGGACUUGGUGCGAAUUCCAGAAUUCCUAUGGUAUAUCGCAUGCAUGGCUUCUGUAAGAUCCACUGCAGACAGACUACGCAAAAUGGAGACUCAGGCUAACGAUUUUUCAUAUGGAGGGAUGUAUGCCAAUAUACUGUGUGUCAUCACAGUUGUUAUGGCAUACAGUAACAUUUCCCCGUUGGUGGUACCCUGUGGUUUACUUUAUAUGUCAGUAAAACAUCUUAUAGACACACACAACCUCUAUUAUGUGCAUCUUCCAACCAAACAGGACAGAAGUGUACAUAACGCCGCAGUGGGAUUGUCCAUUGCAGCUCCAAUCUUCUGCCUAACAUGGCAGUUCCUUUUCUGUGUCCUGCGGAGAGGCUGGAUUCCGCUGACUGUAAUCCAGGGAGCUGUUCUGCUCAUUUUGAUUAUGUAUUCCCUGAUUAAAGCUUUAACUAGCAUUGUCAAACAUUUCAGUCCAUGCGUGUUUAAGACCAAUGAAUCAUAUCCGGCAGUACCGACUAGCAUAAGCAGGGAGGACGGUUCUGAGAAGUCACCUGUGCACAGCCCAAGUGUCGUCAUAAACAUUGAGAUGGAAGAGGAGCAACAGAACACAAAUGCAAGUGAACCACAGGGGGGUGUGUGCAACUUCUAUAAGAACUAUCCUUUAAGUGGCGUCCUCAACAUUUUCACUGCAUGCAUGUAUAAGACCAAGGAAUCAUAUCCAGCAUCACCGACUAGCAUAAGCAGAGAGGACGGUUCUGAGAAGUCACCUGUGCACAGCCCAAGUGUCGUCAUAAACAUUGAGAUGGAAGAGGAGCAACACAACACAAAUGCAAGUGAACCACAGGGGGACGUGUGCAACUUCUAUAAGAACUAUCCUUUAAGUGGCGUUCUCAACAAUUUCACUGCAUACAUGUAUAAGACCAAUGAAUCAUAUCCAUCAUCACCGACUAGCAUAAGCAGAGAGGACAGUUCUGAGGAGUCACCUGUGCACAGCCCAAGUGUCGUCAUAAACAUUGAGAUGGAAGAGGAGCAACACAACACAAACGCAUUCAAUAACAUUCUUGGUGACUUUUUCAUGGAAGAUGGUCCCCCAUCGUCUCCGAAGAAGUUUUAG